AUGGAUUUUAACAAGAAUUCACUACUAAAUGAAUUGAAUGAAGAUGUAGAAAAUUUGUCAAUAAAAAGUAAGACAUCUCCAAAGCUUACUAUGAGAAAAAUGUAAAGCUUAAUAAGGGAUUAUCGUUUGAUUGAUUCUUCGACAGGAAUAAUUACAAUGAGUAUUGUAAAUUUAUUAAAUAUAUAAAACGCUGAUAACAUUUUAGAAUGUGGAUGUGGUUAAGAAUACUCGCUGCCAUAUAUUUGUGGAGUUAAGAAACCAUCUUCAAAUUUGUAUUUGACUGAUUUUUAGGAAGUAAAAUUGAGAAAAAUAAAGCAAAAAGUUUAAUUAUUAGAAGAUCAUCCUUUAUGUUAAGAUAUAUAUGAUCAUAGAUUAGUACCUGAUGUUGAGUUCUAAUAAAAGUAUGAAAGCAAAAAGCUAAAUAUAGUUGUUGAGCUUGCUGAUGCAACUUAAUUGAACUAUCCUUCAAAUAUGUUUGACUCUUAUUAUGGUGGCCUUUUACUAGAUGAGGUCUAAGAACCCUAACGUAUAGUUGUUGAAGCUUAUCGAGUAUUAAAAAAGGGAGGACGAGCUGGAUUUACUGUUUUUUCUGAAAAAGACGAAAAAGAAUAUGAAGUUUAUAAAAUUAUUGAUAAUGCUUACCUUUAGAUUUUACAAGAAUAAGAAGAUAGUAUCAAUUAAGAUGAAAUAUAGAUGAAAAAAACAAGAAAAGCAAGCAGUUAUACCUAUGAAGAAUUGGAUUCUUUUUAUCUAGAAAUCUAUCAAAUUGGAUCUAGAGCUAAAAUACAGAAAUAUCUUCAAUUAGCUAAUUUCUAAAAUAUCCUUAUAUGGGAAAGCUUUGUACCUGUAUAAUGCUACGAUGCUAAUCAUUUCAACGAAUGCUUUGAAGUUUUUGCUUAAGAUUAGAACUGGGAUCCAAAUUUAAAGUAAAAGGUUUUUGAAUUGAGUAAAUGUAAAUACUUUGAAAAAAUGUAAGAAACUAAUAAGCCUUUUGGAUUUACAGUUAUUUGUGCAGUAGCUCAAAAAUUAUGA
This is a messenger RNA of Tetrahymena thermophila SB210, 1032 nucleotides long. RefSeq names its product methyltransferase domain protein. Lineage: Eukaryota; Ciliophora; Oligohymenophorea; Hymenostomatida; Tetrahymenidae. The transcript has a single exon. Gene Ontology annotation, molecular function: S-adenosylmethionine-dependent methyltransferase activity. The record is from RefSeq and is a predicted model, not a curated record.